Pelagomonas calceolata is the source of this 2741-nucleotide messenger RNA. NCBI's taxonomy places the organism in Eukaryota, Pelagophyceae, Pelagomonadales, Pelagomonadaceae. The record is from the annotation of a GenBank genome assembly.
GGCCAGAUAUAGCGCUUGCGCUUUUUGGUGCUGUGAGUGGUGCCUGCAGCUUCCUCGACUGCUAGCUCCACGAGGUGGUAUCGUUAAGACCAAUGCUUCUGCAGCUGCCGUAUAUGUGCGAAAUGGACCACGUUACGCUUGCACUUGCUCCGAAUCGGCUGCGCCGAUGUCUAUAUUUGCGGCCUCAAACGCAAAACACGCAGGCUUUGAGAGCAGCCUAGAGUCUCGAAACCCACGCUAAGCCUCAACCAGUGCAUCGGAGGAGUGGUCGCGGGACGACUCUGGCUCGAUCUUGGAGGCUUUGGGACGAUUAUUGGCUGCGUCUAGCGAGACGCCCAACACGAUUGCAGGCAGUGCGUGUUUGCGAGAGCGCACACGAACAGCACGAUGGCCAAGCUCAUCGCAGCGCUCGCGCUGCUCGCGCCGGCCUAUGGCCUGCAGGCGCCCGCGCGUCGAGGCGUGAAGGUCGCGCCCGCCAGGGCUGAGCCCGACGUCAAAGUGUCAGAGACUACGGGCCGCCAGGUCGACAUGCACAACUACCGCAACAUUGGUAUUAUGGCCCACAUCGACGCCGGUCCGUGCCCGCGUCCAAUGCAUACACUGUAAUAGAAUUGAAGUUGACGCGAAACCGACUCGUCGCGCAGGCAAGACGACGACGACCGAGCGCAUCCUCUACUACACGGGCAAGUCCUACAAGAUCGGCGAGGUCCACGAGGGCGGCGCGACCAUGGACUGGAUGGAGCAGGAGCAGGAGCGCGGCAUCACUAUUACGUCCGCCGCGACGACGUGCUACUGGCGCGAGCACCAGAUCAAUAUUAUUGACACGCCGGGCCACGUCGACUUCACGCUCGAAGUCGAACGUUCGUUAAGAGUCCUCGACGGCGCCGUGGCCGUCUUCGACGGCGUCGCGGGCGUCGAGCCGCAGUCCGAGACCGUCUGGCGCCAGGGUAAUAAAUAUGGCGUGCCCCGCAUGUGCUUCGUCAACAAGAUGGACCGCAUGGGCGCGAACUUCUACAACUGCGUCGAGAUGAUCAAGGACCAGCUCGGUGCCGUGCCUGCCGUCUUGCAGGUGCCGAUCGCCACCACCCCUACGCCCCCUGAAGCGGACUUCGAGGGCGUCGUCGACCUGGUGACGAACGAGGCCAUCAUCUGGUCCGGCGAGGAGAUGGGCGCGAAGUUCGACCGCGUUCCCAUCGCCGACGCGGAUAUCGACGAGAGCAUCAAGGAGAAGGCGGCGGAGUACCGCGCCGAGAUGAUCGAGUUGGCCGUCGAGCAGGACGAAGACGCGCUCAUGGCCUACUUGGAGGGCGAGGAGCCCGACGCCGAGACGCUCAAGAAGUGCAUCCGCACCGGUACUCUGAGCGGUGCCUUCGUGCCCGUGUUAACGGGCACGGCCUUCAAGAACAAGGGCGUCCAGCCCUUGUUGGAUGCCGUCGUCGACUACAUGCCGGCCCCUGAUGACGUCGAAGCGAUCAAGGGUACGAGCUUGGACGGCGAGACGGCCAUGGAGCGCAUCUCGAGUGACGAGGAGCCCUUUUCGGCUCUGGCCUUCAAGAUCAUGACGGACCCGUUUGUGGGCACGCUGACGUUCUGCCGCAUCUACUCGGGCAUCCUCAACGCGGGCGACGGCGUCUACAACAGUGUGAAGGGCCAGCGCGAACGCGUCGGCCGCAUGCUCCAGAUGCACGCCAAUGAUAGAACCGAGGUUAAAUCAGCGGUGGCUGGUGACAUCAUCGCCGUCGCGGGGCUGAAACAGACCACCACGGGCGAGACGCUCUGCGACAAGGACAACGCCGUCAUCCUCGAGAAGAUGGACUUCCCCGAGCCCGUUAUUAGCGUGGCCGUGGAAGCCAAGUCCAAGAAGGACCAGGACAAGAUGGGCGAGGCGUUGGCGCGGCUGGCGGCGGAGGAUCCCUCGUUCCGCACGAAGUACGACGAGGAGAACGCCCAGACCAUCAUCAGCGGCAUGGGCGAGCUGCACUUGGAGAUCAUCGUGGACCGCUUGCAGCGCGAGUUCGGCGUCGAGGCUAAUGUUGGGGCUCCUCAGGUGUCCUACCGCGAGGCCAUCACGGCGCCGGCCGAGGUCGACUUCACGCACAAGAAACAGUCGGGUGGUUCGGGCCAGUACGCUAGAUGCAAGGUCCAGUUCGAGCCGCUCGAUGGCGAAGAAAGUGCGGACUUUGUGUUCGCCUCGGAAAUUAAGGGCGGUGCCGUGCCCAAGGAGUACAUUCCGGGCGUCCAGAAGGGCAUCGAGGACGUCCUGAAGACGGGCGUGUUGGCGGGCUACCCCGUCCUGGGCAUGAAGGCGACGCUCGUCGACGGCGCGUUCCACGACGUCGACUCUUCCGUCCUCGCGUUCGAGAUCGCGGGCCGCGGCUGCUGCCGCGAGGGCCUGCGCAAGGGCAAGGUCCGAUUGAUGGAGCCCAUGAUGCAGGUCGACGUGACGACGCCCGAGGACUACAUGGGCGAUGUCAUCGGGGACAUCAACUCGAGAAGAGGGCUCGUCGGUGAUCUGGGCGAGCGCGGCAACGCGAAGACGAUCCGCGCGUCCGUGCCGCUCGCGAACAUGUUCCAGUACGUCUCGACGCUGCGCUCCAUCUCCAAGGGCCGCGCGUCCUAUUCGAUGAAAUUGGCCUCGUACGACUUCGUGCCGCCGAACGUCGAGAAGGAGCUCAUGGCCAAGUUCACGCCGUCGGAGGAGGACUAGGCGGUCCCUUUGUACGUAAGUAGAUUCCCGGAGU